AUGAACCGCAGCCGCACUAGCAGCACCUCGGAAAAGGCGACACUAGCCUUGCUCUGGGGCUGUGAGCUAAACCAGGAGAAGCCGACUUGGACCUUCAAACCCCAGAAGGUGGGGAAGCAAGACUGUAUGCUGUUGCUUAGUACGAUUUGCCUGGGGGAGAAAGCCAAAGAGGAGAUGAACCUCGUGGAGAUCCUGCCCCCAGCAAGCCAGGACGACAAGAAGAGGAAGCCCAUCAUCCUGGCCUCACUUCGGGCCUCCGUCCUCCCCAUGGUCGUCCUGGCAAGAUUGGAGCUUUCUCCUCCGGUCACAUUCCAGCUCCGGGCUGGCUCUGGACCCGUGUUCCUCUGUGGCCAGGAAUGUUAUGAGGCCCUGCCCACCUCCCACACCAUCACUGACACUUCAGACCAAUCCUGGGAGGAAGAGGAGGAGGAGGACGUGGAGGAGGAGGACGUGGAGGAGGAGGAGGAGGAAGAAGAUGAUGAUGAUGAAGAUGUGUCCCUGGAGGAGUCCCCUGUCAAACAAGUCAAGAGGCUGGCGCCCCAGAAGCAGACAAGCGUUGCCAAGAAAAAAAAGGUGGAAAAAGAGGAGGCGGCAGUGAGACACCGCCUUAAAGACAGGAGCCCUCUGGGAAAGGCCAAAACCACACCCAGACCCAAAAAGCCGGGAUUCAAGAAAUGAGGAGCCAGGAGUGGCCUGGCCGCAGCGACCGAGGGAGGGCGCAUGAGACCACCUUGCUGUGUCUGAAUGUGACGGACGUGCUGAGGGCGACACAAGAGCCCCUCACCCCAUCUCUCGGUUUCAGCAGGACCUGGAGGGAAGAGCCCCGACUUCAG
Hippopotamus amphibius kiboko is the source of this 833-nucleotide messenger RNA. RefSeq names its product nucleophosmin/nucleoplasmin 2 (gene NPM2). The transcript has 8 exons. Gene Ontology annotation, biological process: chromatin remodeling; positive regulation of DNA replication. Gene Ontology annotation, molecular function: RNA binding; chromatin binding; histone binding. Lineage: Eukaryota; Metazoa; Chordata; Mammalia; Artiodactyla; Hippopotamidae. Bases 1 to 678 code for a protein of 225 amino acids. Gene Ontology annotation, cellular component: nucleolus; nucleoplasm; cytoplasm. The record is from RefSeq and is a predicted model, not a curated record.